This is a messenger RNA of Salvelinus namaycush (lake trout), 1631 nucleotides long. RefSeq names its product 5'-3' exonuclease PLD3-like. The annotation marks the transcript as partial. Gene Ontology annotation, molecular function: catalytic activity. NCBI's taxonomy places the organism in Eukaryota, Metazoa, Chordata, Actinopteri, Salmoniformes, Salmonidae. The transcript is spliced from 7 exons. The record is from RefSeq and is a predicted model, not a curated record.
GUUUUUUUACAGGGUAAACGGGUCUUCAAGCAGCUGAUGGAACUUGAAGCAAAAGGAGUGAAACUUCAGAUUGCUGUUAACGGUCCUCAGACUGAUAAUCGAGACACGGCUGAUUUAACCAGAACGGGUGCAGAGGUACGGGAGGUGGAUCUCCAGUCAGUGACGGGAGGUAUCGUCCACACCAAGCUGUGGGUCGUGGAUCAGAAACACCUCUACCUGGGCAGUGCCAACAUGGACUGGCGGUCCCUCACACAGGUGAAGGAGGUGGGAGUUUCAAUUGAGGACUGCAGCUGCCUGGCACAGGAUGCGUCAAGGAUAUUCGGGGUGUAUUGGAACAUUGGUGCUCAUAAAAAUGGCUCCCUACCCCCCUUCUGGCCUGCCCGAUACUCUGCCCUCUCUAGCUCCAAGCACCCGUUGAAUCUCAAACUCAAUGGAGUCCCUGCACGAGUAUAUCUCUCUAGUGCUCCACCCCAGAUAUCAGCUUAUGAACGCUCAGACGAUCUAUCCACCAUCCUCUCUGUCAUCGCAGAUGCCCAGAAAUAUGUCUACAUCUCAGUCAUGGACUAUCUUCCGCUGUCCCAGUUCACUGAGCCACUCAGGUUCUGGCCUGCGAUUGACUCAACCAUACGGGCAGCAGCGUGUACUAGAGGUGUGGAGGUCAACCUACUAGUGAGCUGCUGGUCACACUCUCCAGGCUCCAUGUUCCUCUUCCUACAGUCUCUGACUGUCCUCAACAGACCUCCCCUGGGAUGCAACAUCAAUGUGAAAGUGUUUGAGGUGCCUUCAACAGCAGAGCAGAAGAAGAUCCCUUUCUCACGAGUGAACCAUGCCAAGUACAUGGUGACCGACAGAGUCGUCUAUAUCGGAACCUCCAACUGGUCAGAGAACUAUUUCACCCACACUGCAGGUAUUGGGCUGGUGGUGAACCAGACAGGUUCUGUGGUGGGAGAGGGCCAGAGGAGUUUACAGAUCCAGCUACAGGAAGUCUUCAUGAGGGACUGGACAUCUCAAUACGCCCGGAUCCUUUCCAAUGACAAUGUCAAACACUGUGGUAGAUGAUGCUAACGGUGAUGACUCAGGGCUACAUCCAAAAAUGGCACCCUAUUCCCUAUAUAGUGCACUAUGUAGGGAAUAGGGUAUGUGCCAUUUUGGGACACAGACCCAUAUUAGUUUUAGAUAAUUGUUUUGGCAUAUACUUUCACCGGCGUUCAGUAUGCUGCCUAUCAUAAGAGCAUGUGCUUACCUUGCAUUGCUUACAUUUUUAUUUUAUUUUUACCACUCCCAUUUGACAAUUCUGUUGUUACAUGCAGCAUUUGACUGUAUAUAUUUGCAAAUUUUGUUGUAUACAUAUUUUCUACUUGAAUUAUUUGCUGUAAUUCCCCCCCCCCUUCUGAAUGGAAGUGUCGAUAUUGAAUGAAUCUUUGAAGUUCUGUUUUUGAUCAAUUUCCUUUUGACUGACUGAUGCUGUCAGUGACUCAAGGCAUGUGUUGUCGAUAAGGGAAAAAGACUGAUGACCUUUGUCAUGCCAGGUGCUUUUUUUGUGUUACGUCAUAUGUUUAUACAGUUUUUCAACCAAAGAUGUAUCAACUUCAUUCUUAUUCUUGAAAUUAAAUAUUUGUUAUUAUUUUUAA